GGGGCUUCCGAGUCCGCUCGGACUGGGGAACGGGUUGGGCCGGGUUCGGUUUCUGCACCGGUAGGAUACGGGACGGGCCAGCUUCCUGUUUCCGAUCCCAUAAGUUUUGCUGAAGGGUCAUUGGGCUAGCAGGAGCAUGGGGCAUGGGCACGAGCAUGGCAAAAUGGAGCUUCCGGACUAUAGGCAAUGGAAGAUAGAGGGGACUCCCCUACAGGAUGUGCAGGACAGGCUGGCCCGGCGGGGUCUCAGGGAUCCGUGGCUUCGCAAUGAAGCAUGGAGGUACUCCGGUGGCUUUGCCAAUCCCCCCACUUUAAAGCACGUUAUCAGCAGAGGAUUCAAAUGGGGAUUUCUAGCCUUCGUGGUCUCUCUUGGGGUGGAGUAUGCGUUUUUCCCUCCAAAGAAAGAUGAGGGGCAUCACUGAAGAUUGGAACACCCGUCUUUUCUUUUCCUUUUGUAAAUUAUAAGCGUUGUGUUCUGACAUAGCACGGUGCACAUUAAAAACACCUAUGAGACAUAAA
Sphaerodactylus townsendi is the source of this 518-nucleotide messenger RNA. It is a transcript of the gene NDUFB3, whose product is annotated as NADH:ubiquinone oxidoreductase subunit B3. The record is from RefSeq and is a predicted model, not a curated record. Bases 137 to 421 code for a protein of 94 amino acids. NCBI's taxonomy places the organism in Eukaryota, Metazoa, Chordata, Lepidosauria, Squamata, Sphaerodactylidae. Gene Ontology annotation, biological process: mitochondrial respiratory chain complex I assembly; electron transport chain. Gene Ontology annotation, cellular component: mitochondrion. The transcript is spliced from 3 exons.